AAGCUCGAUAUAUUUCUUGCGUUGAUAACACCUCAACAAUAGAUAAAAUCGUGUCCGACGAUACAACGUUCCUGCAUUUUAUUUGUUUAACACUUUUGUUAUAAGUUUUUGUAAACAUGUCUAAUGUGCCUCCACCCGGCGGACCGCCACCGUACGGCGGGUACCCGCCGCCACCCGCGCCGGGCGCUUUCACCUAUAUGCCAACGCCGGUCAUGAUGCCCAUGUACCCCCCGCCGGCGCAGGCCUAUCCCCCCACCUACGUCACCAACCACAUCUAUCAGCCGCCACAGCAGCCACCAGAACCUGUCACCGUCAUCGAUAAUUCAGGUCCAGUCAUUGACUGGGUGCCAUCCACCCCAAUGACGGCCAGUUCGCUAGCCGACCGCGCGGUAGUGGGUGGGCGCGAGGGCUGGGACAGCAGUCCGCUUUGGGUCAUACGCUCCCACCACAGCGGCGACUGUGUGCCCGGAAAGCUUGCCGUGCAGCACCGAUCCGCUUACAUACCACACGCUGGCCAAGAAGUGCCCGUACACAACUUUGAGGUCCUAUGCGCGCCUGCUCACGCUGUGCGCUGGGUGCCGGCUAACAAUGGUCAGGUGCCACCCGGGGCCAUCGCAGCAGGCAACACGCAUAAAGGAGAGCCGUUGUACGUCGGCAGAGUGACGCACAUGCGCUCCCUUACCCCGGGAAAGAUCCAUCCUAGCCACGGCUGUUGUUACAUUUCGUUCAGCGGCGGAGAGGUCUCCUACAAACACUACGAAGUGCUCUGCAGCGUCGUUGGUUGAAUGCACUGAUCCCUGUUUUACUUAAUAUGUACUCCACAUGAUGAAGUAUCGACAGUAAUCGACUUAAUUAUUUUAUUUGUUUGUACACAAUAUAAAAGUUGAAAUUAUAAUCUAUUUUUGUAACCA
Messenger RNA from Papilio machaon (common yellow swallowtail), 911 nucleotides. RefSeq lists its product as uncharacterized. The transcript is spliced from 5 exons. Bases 117 to 785 code for a protein of 222 amino acids. The record is from RefSeq and is a predicted model, not a curated record. NCBI's taxonomy places the organism in Eukaryota, Metazoa, Arthropoda, Insecta, Lepidoptera, Papilionidae.